This is a messenger RNA of Microthlaspi erraticum, 957 nucleotides long. The record is from the annotation of a GenBank genome assembly. NCBI's taxonomy places the organism in Eukaryota, Viridiplantae, Streptophyta, Magnoliopsida, Brassicales, Brassicaceae.
AUGAGUAACUGGAGAAGACAAAAACCCAGAAACAACAACAAUCAUCAUCAUUAUCAUCAUCGACAAGGCACGACGAUGACGCAAUCGUCAAAGCCGCCUCUUGCUAACUGCAGACAGUCUGUACCUGCGUGGGAGAAGGAAUUCUGUGCCAAGAUUGGUUUAGUUCCAUGGUCGAGAGUUCUAGAGGCGAAGCAGUCUAUGUAUCUGUACGGUAGAGUCGUCCAAUGGGACGAUUCAGCUGGUGAAGAUGCUUUCAAGAACGCUAAAUCUCGGUUCUGGGCAGAGAGAAAUGGGUUUCCUUGUGACCUGACUCUGCCUGAUCCUGAUGUCUACAUUGAUGACGUUGAUUGGGAUGCUGAAGUGGACACUGAACUGAUUCUUGACCUCGAACGUCGUGGUCCAGCUCCGGUAAGAAAAGAAGGAGAAGAACCUGUCGUGAUUCUUGAUGCUUUGGUUUUACCUGAGCAGUAUAGCGGAGUCGGUUGGGGAACCGGAUGGGGAGACGCUGAAGGGAUCAAUGCGGAGAAUGUUGCUAAUGGUAAACCGGAAAACUCAUGGGAUGAUCAGAAACGUGAUGGAUGGGAUUAUGGUUUGAAUCUCAACAACAACAACAGCUUCAAAAACGAAGCUUGGGGUCACAACAACAACAACAACUUCAAAAACGAAGCUUGGGGUCACAACAACAACAACUUCAGAAACGAGUCUUGGGGUCACAACAACAACAGCUUCAGAAACGAAGCUUGGGGUCAUAGGAACAGCAACGGGUUCAACCAGAAGAAGGUUGAGAAUUGGAACUGUAAGGAUCAAGGAAGAGAGAGCAGAGAGUGGAGAAAGAGGGGAGCAGUGCCGCGUGGAGGAGACAGGGUGGAGGAUUGUCGAUGGAGGAAUGGGAGAGGGAGAAGCAGAGGUGGGUUUCAGCAGCAAUCCAAUGGUUGGGGCUGGACUGAGACCUUCUGA